AUGGUGGGGAUUGAAGCACACUUGGAGAAAAUGCAGUCUUUGCUACAUUUUGAUGAUGAGGAUGGAGCUAUGAUUGUUGGAAUCUCUGGUCCUGCGGGAAUUGGUAAAACUACCAUUGCCAGAGCUUUACAUAGCCGACUCUCUAGCAGUUUCCAUCUUACUUGUUUUAUGGAGAAUGUUAGCGGAAGCUAUAACAGGGGUCUUGACGAUCAUGGAUUGAAGCUGAGUCUACAGGAGCAACUUCUUUCAAAGAUUUUAAACCAAAAUGGUAUGAAGAUAUACCAUUUAGGUGCUAUACCGGAAAGGCUAUGGGACCAAAAAGUUCUUAUCAUUCUUGAUGAUGUGGACGAUCUAGAACAACUUGAGGCUUUGGCUAAUGAAGCUAGUUGGUUUGGUCCUGGAAGCAAGAUUAUUGUAACCACGGAAUAUCAAGAUCUUUUGAAGCAACAUGGUAUUAACAAUACAUACCAUGUGGAUUUUCCAACUAAAAAAGAUGCUCGCAAGAUCUUAUGUAGAUACGCUUUUAGACAGAGCUUAGCACCAGAUGGAUUUGAAAAGCUCGUCGAAAGAGCAACAGAGCUUUGCAGCAACCUUCCUUUAGGCCUCCGUGUCAUUGGUUCAACUUUACGAAGAAAAAAUAAAGAUGACUGGGGAGCUAUAUUACGUAGGCUAGAAAAUAGCAUUGAUCGAGAUAUCGAGGGAGUACUUAGAGUUGGAUACGACAAUUUACAUAAGGACGAUCAAUUUCUAUUUCUUCUCAUUGCAUUCUUCUUCAGUUACCAAGACGAGGAUCAUGUGAUGGCUAUGCUCAGUGAAAGUAACUUGGAUGUCAGAUUUGGAUUGAAUACCCUCGCCGAUAGAUCUCUCAUACAAAAAUCCACGGAAGGAAAAAUUGUGAUGCAUAAAUUACUACAACAAGCGGGUAGAGAAGCUGUUCAAAGACAAGAUCAAGGGAAACGCCAAAUCCUAAUUGAUACUGAUGAGAUUUGUGAUGUCCUCGAAAAUGAUUCGGGUAGUAGAAGUGUGAGGGGUAUACACUUUGACAUAUCCACCAUCUCAAACGGUGUGGAUAUAAGCGCAGGCGCAUUAAAAAAACUGCGUAAUCUUCAAUUUCUCAGCAUCUAUAAGACAAGACGUGAUAUAAAUGUUAGAGUGCAUAUAACUGAAGACAUGGAUUUUCCACCUUGUCUAAGGUUAUUACAUUGGGAGGUGUACCCAGGAAAGUGUCUUCCUCCUACAUUUAGGCCCCAUUAUCUUGUGGAACUCAAUUUGAAAAAUACCAAACUAGAGAAGCUUUGGGAAGGGAUCCAGCCUCUUACAAAUCUCAAGAGGAUGAGUUUGGCAGAGUCCGAGAAUUUAAAGGAACUCCCAGAUCUUUCGAACGCUACAAAUCUCGAGAGGUUGCAUCUGGAUCGCUGCGUCAGUUUGGUAGAGAUUCCUUCGUCAAUUCGAAAUCUUCAAAAACUAAAGCGUUUGGAGGUGGCAUAUUGUCUAUUGCUACAAGUUGUUCCGACUCACUUCAACUUGGCAUGUCUUGAAGGCGUCAACAUGUUUGGAUGCUUCCAGUUGAGAAAAAUUCCAUAUAUUUCAAGGAACAUCAUAUCACUCUCAACCACAGACACAAUGAUACAAGAUUUGCCCAAAUCAGUUAGGCUCUGGUCUAGCCUUAAGAAUCUAAAGAUAUGUGGAAGUGGCAAUAUGGAGAACAUUCCAGUUGAGGCAGCAAGUUAUCUAAGGGGACCCCAAGAUAUUGAGGAAAUUCCAGAUUGCAUAAAAGAUCUUCAUCGGUUAGAAGAGCUUCAUAUACUUGGCUGUCCAAAACUUGCAUCACUGCCAGAGCUCCCUGGCUCGCUCAGAACACUAGGAGUAUACGAUUGUAAAUCAUUGGAGACACUAAAAUCUUCCCCUUUUCAGUCUCCAAUUAAAGCAUAUUUCGCCAACUGCUUGAAACUGGGUAAAGAAGCAUGUAGAGUAAUUACCCAGCAAUGUAAUUAUGCAUGGCUACCCGGAAAAAAUGUACCAGCGGAGUUCAAUCAUCGAGCUAUUGGGAAUUCCAUGACCAUCCCUUCAGGGACAAACGAGUUCAGGAUUUGCGUCGUGCUUUCCCCUAAACAGAAGAUGAAAGAAUGCUCAGCCUUAUUGUUUCGUCAAGACGAUUUACCCACGGAAAACAUAUUUGAAGCUAUCCCCAAGCUCGAAACGGAACAUCUAUUUAUAUGUCAGGUUGAAUUACCUGACAAACUGGAGAGUGAGUUGUUGUUGGAAUUCAGCACCACAUCCAAGGACAUCAACGUCAUCGCGUGUGGUUUCCAGAGCUUCAGGGACAAAACCAACAGAAGGCAUAGGUGGAAAGAGAGGUCUUUGUGGCACCAUGAUAUGAGUUGGUAG
Arabis nemorensis is the source of this 2388-nucleotide messenger RNA. The record is from the annotation of a GenBank genome assembly. Lineage: Eukaryota; Viridiplantae; Streptophyta; Magnoliopsida; Brassicales; Brassicaceae.